GACAUGGCCAAGUCCAAGAAACACACCACACACAACCAGUCCUGCAAAUGGCACAGAAACGGCAUCAAGAAACCCAAGUCACAACGAUUCGAAUCUCUUAAGGGGGUUGACCGCAGGUUUGUGAGGAAGAUGCGCUUUGCCAAGAAGCACAAGAAAAGCCUGCAGAAGAUGCCAGUUAACAAUGCAAAGGCAGUGAGUGCAUGCACAGACGCCAUUGAGGCUCUUGUGAAACCGAUGGCGGUCCAAUCCCAAGAUGCCAAAGGGCCCCAGCCUCAAACUCAGCAUCUGGCUUUCAUCACUCACCGCAAGCUUAGGAAGCAGAUUCAAAGCUACAUGGCUAAGGGUCGUAGGCUCUGCCAACCAAAGCCCAAGGCAGAGGCUGCAGCUCCAGCUUAA
Messenger RNA from Mus caroli (Ryukyu mouse), 396 nucleotides. The record is from RefSeq and is a predicted model, not a curated record. Lineage: Eukaryota; Metazoa; Chordata; Mammalia; Rodentia; Muridae.